Messenger RNA from Acanthamoeba castellanii str. Neff, 399 nucleotides. RefSeq lists its product as uncharacterized. The record is from RefSeq and is a predicted model, not a curated record. The transcript has a single exon. Lineage: Eukaryota; Discosea; Longamoebia; Acanthamoebidae. The coding region runs from base 1 to 399 and encodes 132 amino acids.
AUGGACACCGCUCCGCCCUCUACGACCACCACACCUUCUUCCUCUUCUCUCCCCUCCUUACAUCCAACACCCUCGAUCGAUAUCCCUCGGCCCGCGCCUUCGCCCCAACGAUCCGCUGGAAUGGCAACAAUGCCGCGCGCUGCCUCCCGCCCGUCGGCACCGCCUCAUCGCAAUCUUACGCCGCCGGCUGCGCUCACGCCGUUGGCGCCGCCCGAGCCACCUCUCGUCUCGCUUCGUUCGCCACCGCCCCUGCUGCCAUCCCGCCCGUUGACGCCCUCGCCGCCCAAGCCCAAGAAGCCACCACGCAAGCCAGUCGACCGGACGUCCCUCCACCGCUUCUCGCCCAACAAGAGCUUCGUGGACCAGUUCCCCUCUGCCCACACCCUUCCCUUCGACUGA